UCGUGUCACUUUCUCUUUACUUUUUUCUAUAAACCCUAAACCCCUUUUCUUUCUCUCUCUUUGAAGGUAGAGGCAAUGUCUGACAACUUACCUGAAGUUUCGAAAUCCAUCACUGAAGAAGCAUUGUGGGACUCUCUUCCUCAUGAAAUCCUAACCCACGUUUUCCUACGCCUACCCAUCAAAUCCAUCAUCACUUGCACCUCUGUCUCCAAAACAUGGAAAUCCCUCAUCCGAAACCCCUCUUUCAUUUCCACUCAUCUUCACCACUCCUCCAACAACGACCUCCUCCUCUUCAGACUCUGCCCUAAGCCUCUCGCCAAAGCAGUCAAACAACGGGAACGAAUCGGAGACGAAAAAGAAGUCUACGCUUUACAUUGGGACGACAACACCAAUUUCCAUCAAUACACCACCUUUGACGACUUCCCUUUCCAUGGCCAAAGUGCUACUGGAGUAUUCCGCGUGGUUGGUACUUGUAAUGGCUUGAUUUGCCUAGCUGAUGAUUUAAACACUUAUGCUUAUAAUUUCAUUCUCUGGAACCCUUGUGUUAAAAAAUAUGUGCAACUUCCUACCCCCAAUUUCUCCUUCAGGACUACCGGUCCCUACACCGCGGCUGUUGGGUUUGGGUUUGAUUCCAAAACCAAUGACUAUAAGGUCGUGAGGUUUGUCACUCCUGAGGAUGAUGACUUCGAUGAGGGUAAAUCUACACCCAAGGUUGAGGUCUACUCACUUGCCACUGGGAAAUGGAGAGUGGUUACUGCUCAAUGUCCCAAAUGUGCUGUUCGUGAUACAAUGUUGGUCUACCUACGCCUACAGGCUUUUGUCAAUGGGGCUUUGCAUUUGGUUUGUUACAAGACAACUCCAGAAAUCAGAUUUCUCCACUUUGUUUUGGUGUUUGAUUUGGAGGAUGAGGUCUUCCGCGAGAUACCACUGCCUAAGCAUUCCGAUAUGUUCUAUUGGAAGUGGGUAUCUAUUUUGGCAUAUGGGAAUUCCAUUGCCGUGAUCGAACCUGGGUAUUCUGUUGACACUCUCGAUAUAUGGGUGUUGAAAAACUAUGUGGAUGCGUCAUCAUGGACCAAAAUUAUAAGUUUGGAUGCUCAAGCGCCCCCACAGGACAUACCAAGGCCACUUUCAGGUUUUUACAGAGUGAAAAUACCUAGCCUAAAAGCUUUUAGAAAGAGUGGUGAGGCUAUAUUGGAAACAUAUAAAAAACGGCUAGUCUCGCGGAACCUUGAGACCCAAGAGGUUAAAGAUCUUGGGAUUACUGGAUCUAAGUAUAGUUUUGUUGAUCCUUACAUUGAGAGUCUAGUUUUGCUAGACAAACCCGACCUUGCAGUUACUUACUAAGGGAAAGAAAGAGGGCCAACAAGAGGCAAGGACUUUGUGCAAUCAUGGAUGUUGAUGAGCUGUACAUAACAGACUUCAACUCAGAGAAAGAAAAGAGUCAACAAAGUCUUUUGAUGGUGUGUGGUUAUUUAGCGUUGGCAUUAGUUUAUUAUGUCAAAAUAGAUUGUAGUUAGAACUUUAAAGGAGUUUAUUUUGUUAAACUAACUUGGGCUACACCACUCUUAUGUUAGUAUUUCUGGAUGAUUUGAAGUUUGGUUUCUGUGCAUUUACAAAAAUGAUUUAGCACUAUAUUGUA
Molecule: messenger RNA, 1639 nt
Organism: Quercus robur (English oak)
Lineage: Eukaryota; Viridiplantae; Streptophyta; Magnoliopsida; Fagales; Fagaceae
Product: F-box protein At3g07870-like
Exons: 2
Coding region: 76-1344 (422 amino acids)
Molecular function (GO): protein binding
Source: RefSeq, a predicted model, not a curated record